Messenger RNA from Neopelma chrysocephalum (saffron-crested tyrant-manakin), 1457 nucleotides. It is a transcript of the gene RCCD1, whose product is annotated as RCC1 domain containing 1. The coding region runs from base 32 to 1087 and encodes 351 amino acids. The record is from RefSeq and is a predicted model, not a curated record. Lineage: Eukaryota; Metazoa; Chordata; Aves; Passeriformes; Pipridae. The transcript has 7 exons.
ACCUCCGGUCCCGCCCCUCCCUUCCGCCGGCAUGGCGGCGCCCGCCCGCGCCUGGCUCGUGUUCGGGUUCAGCCCCGAGGAGGCGGCCGGGGAGCCGGGACCGGGCCCAGUGCCGCGGCGGCUGGAGGCGGGUCCCGAGGGGAUCCUCCGCGUGUGGCCCGCGUGGAGCUACGUGGUCGUGGAGACCGGCGCGGGGCUGGAGGUGCGGAGCGCGGGGCUGCGGCGGCGGCUGCCGGGCUGGGCCGAGGCUCUGCCGUCCGAGACGCACCUCGUGCUGCGGGGCCCGGCCGAGGCCCGCGCCUGGCGGCGGGAGGCGGCGGUGACGGGCGCGCUGCAGGACGAGCCCGCCUGGAGCCGGGCGCUGCCGCCGGAGCCCCACCAGCCGCUGCCGCUGCUGCCCGGCGGCUUCGCCACGCCGCGGCCGCCCUUCUUCACCGCGCUGCCGGCCGGACUGCGCGCCCGGCGGCUCGCCCUGGGCACGGAGCACGCCCUGGUGCUGGGCGCCGCCGGCGAGGUCUUCACCUGGGGCGGCGGCAGGCAUGGGCAGCUCGGCCACGGGACGCUGGAGUCGGAGCCGCAGCCACGGCUGGUGGAGGCGCUGGCCGGGGUGCCCAUGUGGGCAGUGGCAGCUGGCGGGUGGCAUUCGGCCAGCGUUAGUGAGGCAGGAGACCUGUACAUGUGGGGCUGGAACGAGUCAGGGCAGCUGGCUCUGCCCUCCAAGGCACUGGUAGAGGAGCGGGCUCAGGAUGAUGUGCACACAGGAAAUGCCAAGCUGGUGCCCCGCCAGGAGCAGUCGGCUGCCAAAGACACCCCAUUCAUCUCCAUCCAGGCAUUCCCAGCGCUGCUGGAUCUGCCACAGGACCUGGAGGUCAGUGGGGUCAGCUGUGGGUCCCGACACACAGCUGUUGUCACACGAGGUGGAGAGCUCUACACCUGGGGCUGGGGUAAAUACGGACAGCUGGGACACGGGGACACUGCCAGCUCUGACCAGGCACGUCGGGUCGAGCACCUGGUGGCCGAGGGGCUGCGGGCGGAGGAGGUGGUGUGCGGGCCUUGGACCACCUAUGUCCGCGUGUUGGAGCCAUGAGGCCCUGGAGCCCCCCCAGCCAUGGCUGCUGCCAGGAGGAGGAUGAGGGCGAGCUUUGCUCUACAGGACCAGCCCCAAGACCAGUCAGGACAUGGAUUGAGGCUGCAGGCCCUGAGGGUGGCUCCUGCUUGGCUCAGACUCCCAGAGCUGCACCUGAGAUUUUGGGGUGUUGAGUUUGCCCCCCCCCCAUCCCCCUCCUUCCCCCCAUUUCUUCUCCUCCUCACCACAGGCACCACCCCAACAGACUUGGACUUGUGGACUGUACAGGGACUUUAUUCACAACAUCUGGAAAAAUCUUUUAAAUAAAAGCAAAUUUCUCAAGGGGGGAGCUGGAGGUGGGUUAUCCUGGAGUGGGUGACGCUGCCGGGUG